AAUGAAAAACUUCCUUUGCCUAUUGUAACUGAUUUGGAAAGUGAUGGACAAACAGAUGUUAUACUAGUCAGUGCUGAUAAGAUACUCAAUGUAUACUCACGCCAUUAUACACCUUCUUAUCUUGGACACCAUGGGAUCAGACACAGUAAUAAGAAUGUGUCAUUGUCAAAGACAUCACAUGUUGUUGCUAUGACAACCGGUUUCCUACAACCAUACCAGUCAGUGGUACAAGUACGCAAGCAGGUCAUAGCAGUACUGUAUUCUGAUUGGACGCUCAGUUGUUAUAAUCACAACCUCAAACUGAUGUGGAGCCAAAAACUGAACGAAAAGGAAAUCCCAAUUUCCAGUGAAGCUAGUUUGUUAGUGUCGGCCAUUAGCAUCAAGAAGAGUCCAGCUGGAGUUAUACUAGUAGGAGGAAGAAUUAAUGGAAACUAUGACAAUAAUAAUAAUAAUGAUAAUAUUGGAGGAGAUAGUGAUAAGAGAAGGAUGAGAAGAGGAGCAGAACAGGAAAAGAUGGAGCAUCAAAAAUUGGAGUCGUUGGGUCAUUAUUGUACUUAUGCUGUUAGCGGUAAGACUGGUGAGUUGCUAUGGAAACACGAACCAGGAGACUUUGAGGUCCAUCCUGCAUAUGACAUUGGAUUAUCAUCAUUCACACAUUUCAAGCUAUUAUUUCAUAAAUAUUUACUACAUGAAGGAGAGGUCUCCUGGCAUCAGUACAGCUCAGCUAUUCGUCAAAUAAUGCCUCAUUCAUGGACUGAUGAUUUUGAUACAAAGUUAGAGUUAGCACAAUUCAAUAAAGAUAAGAAGAAAUCAGAUGAACCAGGAGUUACUGACCAUAUUAGCAAAGGGAAGCAUUUUAAUUAAGGAGGAGACUGAGAGAAGAGAGAGCUACAAGGUUACAAGCUAAAGUCCAGCUGAUGCAAGAGAAUCUCUGCACACAAGAAACUCGUGAAUACACUGUACCUUUAUUAUUAGUGGGUGUGGC
This is a messenger RNA of Amphimedon queenslandica, 985 nucleotides long. RefSeq lists its product as uncharacterized. The transcript is spliced from 12 exons. The record is from RefSeq and is a predicted model, not a curated record. The coding region runs from base 190 to 864 and encodes 224 amino acids. Lineage: Eukaryota; Metazoa; Porifera; Demospongiae; Haplosclerida; Niphatidae.